Messenger RNA from Ascoidea rubescens DSM 1968, 760 nucleotides. RefSeq names its product Sdh8p (gene SDH8). The record is from RefSeq and is a predicted model, not a curated record. Gene Ontology annotation, biological process: mitochondrial respiratory chain complex II assembly. Gene Ontology annotation, cellular component: mitochondrion. The transcript has 2 exons. NCBI's taxonomy places the organism in Eukaryota, Fungi, Ascomycota, Saccharomycetes, Ascoideales, Ascoideaceae. The annotation marks the transcript as partial.
CCUCCAAAAUUACCAAAAGAAGACCAAGAGGAGUUUGAAAGACUACAAAAAAUUGCCACCUCCCAAGCCGCUAUUGAAGAAUACAAUCUACAAUUAAAGGAUGGCACUGAAAAGAACCCCCAAGAAAUUUUGGCAAAUAAAAUAAUUCCAAAUGAUUCUAUUGAUCUAUCAACCAAUCUUUUGAAAACUAUCCCUGAAUUCGAAGGCGAUGUUAAUCCAAAAACCGGUGAAAUAGGUGGCCCCAAACAAGAUCCUCUUCGUCAUGGUGAUUGGUCUUUUAAUGGCAGAGUAACAGAUUUUUGAGACUUUAUUAAUCAAAUCUCUUUUUUAUCUUUUCUUAAUCAAUGCUCAAAUUAUUAACCAAUUCACGUAUCAAGUUAUUCAAGCUAUUCAAAUUACUCAAACUAGUAAUCAAAUUAUAAUACUUUAUUCACCUUAUAAAUCUUAUACAUCUUAUAUAUCUAAUACAUCUAUUUCAUUUAUAUCUUCAAAACCUUUAUAUACAUUAAUCGUUUUCAUUAUAAUAUACCUAUCAUUCUAUAACCAUUUUACAAUUACUCUAUAAUAAUCAUUCUAUAACCUUUUCAUGCCAGUUGUAUGCUAUUUUAACUUGAAACUAUAUUCACAUUCAUAGAAUAUUCAUAGGAUCAUUCCUUAUCACUCAAGGGUAUCAAAAAAAUUAAAAAAAAUCAAAAAACAAAGGAAAUUUAAUAAGAAAGAAAUAAUUAUAGCUUUGAUCAUUAGUAUCCAAUUUUAAACA